Molecule: messenger RNA, 1575 nt
Organism: Penicillium hordei
Lineage: Eukaryota; Fungi; Ascomycota; Eurotiomycetes; Eurotiales; Aspergillaceae
Product: MFS transporter
Exons: 1
Coding region: 1-1575 (524 amino acids)
Biological process (GO): transmembrane transport
Cellular component (GO): membrane
Molecular function (GO): transmembrane transporter activity
Source: RefSeq, a predicted model, not a curated record
AUGUCCUCUGAACAACCCUCACAAGCGCUACCCAGCGAACCUGAAGCCCCGAGUGAAGUCCGUGAAGACUGUGAAGACCGUCAGUACAGCGAAGAUGAUUCCAAAGUCGCACGUCCCAAGUCCCUCCCCAGCGAGGUCCUCUUUGUCGCCAUCAUCUGUUCCUCGCAGCUUCUCACUCAAGCCGGCCUUGCCCUCAGCAUCGUCCCUCAACACAUCAUCGGACGCUCCUUUGACAUCGACGACCAGCCUGGCAAGCUGAGCUGGUUCUCCUCUGGAUACUCUCUCACCGUCGGCACCUUCAUCCUCAUCGCAGGCCGCUUCGGUGAUGUCUUUGGGCACAAGCCGUUCUUCGUAGGCGGCUAUGUCUGGUUUGCCUUAUGGUCUUGUCUCGCCGGUGUUGCUGUGUAUAGCGGCCCCGGCUUCUUCAUCUUUUGCCGUGCCAUGCAGGGAAUCGGCCCGGCUUUCCUACUCCCCAACGCCAUCGCUAUUGUCAGUCGCUGCUACGAACCGGGCCUUCGUCAAAACAUGAUUUUCUGCCUGUUCGGGGCCACUGCUCCUGGCGGCUUUUUGCUUGGUGCUGUCUUCUCCAGUCUGAUUUCUCAGAGACUCUGGUGGCCUUGGUCGUAUUGGGUCCUGUGCUUUGCGUGCCUCUUGCUGGCUGUCUUGGGCUUCUUCGCGAUUCCCGCAACCCCAGCCCCGAGAACCCCAGAGUCUGAAAGCUCCAGUGUCUGGAAGCGCGUCGAUGUCGGGGGCUCCGUCACCGGUGUAGCCGCCCUCGUCCUUUUCAACUUUGCCUGGAACCAAGGCCCCGUGGUCGCCUGGACGACACCAUAUACCUACUUCAUCAUGAUCAUCGGCAUCCUCGUCUUUAUCGUCUUCGUCCUGAUCGAGAAGAGAGCAAGCCACCCGCUGAUUCCCUUCGGCGUCCUGCGCAUCGAUUCCGUCUUCACUCUGGCCUGCAUCGGCGCCGGCUGGUCCAGCUUUGGCAUUUUCGUCUUCUACACGCUGAACCUCCUCGAGGUCCUCAGGGAGCAAACGCCCCUUCUCACAUCUGCACAAAUGACGCCUAUCGCCAUAAGCGGGCUAUUUGCUGCGGGCGCCACGGGCCUACUUCUAAACAAUUUCCGCGCGUCGACAGUUAUGCUGGUCUCCAUGACCUUCUUCCUCAUCGGGGGUGUCAUCUUCGCGACGCUGCCUGUGGACCAGAUCUACUGGGCGCAGACGUUCGUGGGGAUCAUUGUCCUUCCAUGGGGCAUGGAUUCGUCGUUUCCCGCUGCCACGAUUAUCCUGAGUCGAGCUAUGCCGCGCGAGCAUCAGGGUCUGGCUGCGUCGCUGGUGACUACAUUUGUCAACUAUUCCAUCUCCAUUGGGCUUGGUUUUGCCGGUACUGUCGAGAGCCAGGUCAAUGGUCAAGGGAAGAAUGUCUUGCAGGGCUACCGAGGGGCGUUUUACAUGGGAGUUGGGCUCGCCGGGUUAGGUGUAGUUGUUGCCCUGCUUUUCUGUUUUGCGGAACGGUUUCAUAUCAAGAUAGAAAGGGUGCAAGAAAAGACCAAUUCGCAGGAAACGCUGGUUUAG